Molecule: messenger RNA, 530 nt
Organism: Penaeus chinensis
Lineage: Eukaryota; Metazoa; Arthropoda; Malacostraca; Decapoda; Penaeidae
Exons: 5
Coding region: 92-439 (115 amino acids)
Source: RefSeq, a predicted model, not a curated record
AUUCACCACAGGGAAGGGCGGAAGGUCUGAAAAUUCAUGCGCAUUCGACAUCCUCUCUUUGAACAGGUGACUUGCUAGCAGAACACAGGGAAUGAAACUGCUGUGCUUGCUUGUGCUUCUGUGUCUGGAGGCCCCGGGAGACAGCUUGUCUUUCGAUGGGCAUUAUUACGCGGCAGCCACUAAGUGUCUCCGGCUGUUGUGUAAAACGUCAGCAGAUGACUCGGAAUGCAAAACGUGUUUGCGGGAGAUCGAUGUGUCUCAGCAACCUAUCGAAGCUCUGAGUCGUUGUCUAGAGGAAAUCACAGGCUGUGACAAGGAGGAUACUGAAACCCUGGAUAAAUUGCGGACCUGCAUGGCUUCGGCAAGUUCAGAGUUGGGUACCUGUUUCAACGGAAGGCAUGACGAAACUCGCCAAUUUCCCCUCCUUCCGCUUCAGUGAAACCGUGACGCAUCCGAAAAUAAAUUACAGUGUAAACCCAUUUGUUUUCCUUCGUGAUUUCCUCUCCCUUUAAAUGAAAUUGUUGCCGUGG